GCCGGGCAGCCCACUUCUUAUGGCAGGUCUCUGAUUCAGAGGUUAGGAAUUUGCAUCUGAUUGCUAUUUGUCACCCAAUGAUUUGUCUACAUCCAGCCAUGAGCACGCCUUAGGCAGAAGGGGGAGGGGAAGGGGCCAGGGCUUGCAUUGCCUGAAAUGAGAAAUUUACCAAUCAGGCCAGAUAGGGGUGCAUUAAAACAAACACAAUUAAAAGAGAGAUACCGAAAAAAGAAAAAGAAACCAGGAGCGUCCAAGUUACUCGGCAGCAAGGUGGACCAGCUGCCGGGGGUCUCGCGGGCUGCCCCGAAGCUCCCCAGCAGAGAGCCAGCCCUGGGUUUGCGCAGACACCUGGAUGAAGCCGAAUUGGCCAAGGACUAGCGGGACCCAGCCCUACCACUGCAGCAGAGCCAGAGGAAGGAAGGAAGGAAGCCGCAGUCCAGCCUGGGGAGUGCCCGUCGAGCUAAGGGGCGUGCCAUGUCCAGGACUGCGCUGGCUGCCUGCUGAGCCAGAGGGGCAUUGGCCCUGAGGUGUGGCGUUUGCAGAGACUAACGGCCCUGGAGCGGGGGCUUGCAACCAGCUGAUUGCUCAGCGGGUCCCAUCCCUGGUCCCCAGGGAAACGUUCUGGUGUCAUCAGGGUGUCGGCCCCUCGAUGCAAAGCAGCCCCUAGUGUAACGCCUUGGGGCCCGCAUCCCCCAGUGCAGCGUGUCUGUGCGUUUCCCCCAAGGCAUUGCACCGUACUCCCUCGGGGGCAUUAUAACCCCCCUCCUCCCAGGGUACUGGACACCUCAGAUACCUCCCAGUCCAGGGCUUUCUACCCUCUUAGGAACUUGCCGGCCAGCUCCCCUGGGGCACUGCACCCCACAGGGCAUUGUCCUCCAGAUACCCUUCCCCUCCAGGACAUUGCAUCCUCAACUCCAGGGCAUUGCACCCCAGGUGCAUUGCCCGCCAACUCCCCCAGGGAGCUGCCCCCGGCUGGCAGAGCCAUGAAGCUGCAGGCGGUGAUGGAGAACCUGCAGCGGCAGCAGCGGGCGCGGCUGCAGCAGGAGCUGGAGGCGCGGCAGCAGGAGCAGCAGCGCUCCACGCCUCCCCCGCCAGCACUGCCCCCUCCGCCGCCCUCCGGACAGAACGUUGCCCUCCCUGCUGGGGCCUCGCUGUUGGCCCGUGGCCGCAGCCAGGACCCCGCCCCACCUGAGGAGGGGGUGGAGCUUGAGAGCGCCCGCAUCCAGCGGGCCCAGAUGGCUGCCCUGGCCGCUAUGCGGGCAGCAGCAGCUGGACUUAGCCACUCGCCCAGCCCGGGAAUGUCAGAUGAGAGCCAGGCCUCAGAGGAGGAAGAAGAGGAAGAGCAGGGGGAGGAGGAGGAGGAAGAUGGCGGGUACCAGCAGGAGAUGGGCUCGGAGGAAGAGGAGGAGCUGAAGCGCAAAUGGGAUGAAGAUGACUUCGAAGAGGACAUGGGGGAGGAGGAGGAGGAAGAGGAAGAAGAGGAGGAGGAAGAUUAUGAAGAGGAUGAAGAAAUGGGGGAGGAUGAAGGGCUGGGCUCCGCAGAAGCGGUGAGAUCUGGGCCGGGAUCUCUGCUUCUUCGCAAGCCGCAGGCCCCCCAGCCGUACCGAGGUGAGCCACAGAGGCUGCCGGGGGGCCAGGAGCGUCUGUCGUCUGGAUUGAGCCAUCAGGGGCACUUGCAGCUACAGCAGCAGGCUCCAGACCAUGGAGACUGGACUUACGAGGAGCAGUUCAAGCAAUUGUACGAGCUGGAUGGCGAUCCCAAGAGGAAAGAAUUCCUGGACGACCUCUUCAGCUUUAUGCAGAAGCGAGGGACGCCCGUCAACCGAAUCCCCAUCAUGGCCAAGCAAGUGCUGGACCUGUACAUGCUCUACGUGCUGGUGACCGAGAAAGGGGGCCUGGUGGAAGUGAUCAACAAGAAGCUGUGGCGGGAGAUCACCAAAGGGCUCAACCUGCCCACCUCCAUCACCAGCGCUGCCUUCACGCUACGCACUCAAUACAUGAAGUACCUGUACCCCUACGAGUGCGAGAAACGAGGCCUCAGCAACCCCAACGAGCUGCAGGCCGCCAUCGACAGCAACCGGCGAGAGGGCCGCCGGCAGGGCUUCGGGGGCUCCCUCUUCACCUACUCCCCCAGCGGCACCCCCAGCCUGCUCUCCUCCCCCAAGCUGCAAGUGCCUGGCCUGGGGCUGGCGGGGGCCACCAACGGCGGCCCCAUCGGCCCCGGGCAAAAGAUAAAGAAAGAAGAGGAUUCCCCCAUCCCAAUCACCAUGCCCAGCCGACUCCCUGUGUCCCUGGCUGGCCACCCGGUGGUAGCGGCCCAGGCAGCGGCCGUGCAGGCGGCCGCCGCUCAGGCCGCGGUGGCCGCUCAGGCCGCGGCCCUGGAGCAGCUGCGAGAGAAGCUGGAGUCCGGGGAGCCUCCGGAGAAGAAGCUGGCUCUGGUGACGGAUGAGCAGCAGAGGCUGAUGCAACGGGCCAUUCAGCAGAACCUCCUGGCCAUGACGGCACAGCUACCCAUGAGCAUCCGCAUUAACAGCCAAGGGACCCGCUCGCCAGAAAACCGUCAGGACUCCGGCAUGAGCCUGGCCAGCAACGGCACGAACAGCAUCAGCAUGUCAGUGGAGAUCAACGGCAUCGUCUAUACAGGUGUGUUGUUCGCACAGACCCCCGGCCCCUCAUCCUCCUCGCUCCCUUCCUCCGCCUACAGCAAAGGAAACAGCGGCAGCCGGAGCAGCAGCAGCAGCGGCGUGGGGGGCAGCAGCGGCGUCUCCCAGGCUGCCCCCGCUGGUUUGUCCGCCCCUCCAACCUCUACCUCUAAUAACUCUUCUUCGCCUUAACCCCCCUUCCCCCAACGGCAGCACCUCGUCUCACCAAAAGACACACACACAGAAUAAUAACACACAUGGAGCUUCUAUCACAGCUGAUGCCAAAAACCAAGCUUGCAUCUGGCUUUCCCGGGGGGUGGGGGGAGGAAGCCCCGUCUCCCACUCCUCCCGAGAGGACUGGAGAAAGUUUUGCAAGGAGAAAAGCUUUAAUCCAGGGGGUUUCAUUAAAAGCAGCCUGGACCCUGAGCCAGUCGUUACCCGUUCGCUUUGGAGGUGAUGCACCGUCCUCCCGGAACGCUUUACCUCACGACACCCCACUUUGCACUGUGCGUUUGUUUGUUUUAAUGUUGUUGUUUGAAGUUGUGUUCUUUUGGAUACCUCCAGACAGACACACAGUCGCACCGACGCCCGCGGACUUGUGUUUUUAAUGAAACCUCCCCACCUUCCUUUCCUUUUCUUUUUUUUAAACCAAAAACAACAUUUGCAAAAGCGGGAGGAAUUUUAGUCCUUUAAAUCUUUUUAAUUUUAAGAACUACACUCAAACUAUAUGGCAUUUUACGAGGUGGUUAUUUGGAUUUUUUUUUUUUGUUAAAUAGCUUCUAUUUUAUUCUCUAAAAAAAAAAAUCAAACCUUAACUCACAAAAAUGAUAUAUAUUAGCAUUCGUUCAGGGAAACAGGACUUGGAAACCUUGUGACCUCUUUUUCUUGUCAUCGUCGGAUGUUGAUCUUUGGUCGAGUUCGAGCCGCGCUACUUUCUUUUGAACACUGGUGACGCCCGAGGUUCGGGAGAGAGCCAGGGUGACCCCACCAAAUGAGCUCAGGUGUUCGUAUGCAGGGUGGAAGGGGGGGGGGGUUAAGCAAGCUCCGUUUGGAGAUCCUUAGGGUUGAAGUUGUGUCGUUGAUCUGCAGUUAUUAGGAGACGGUUUUGUAGAGCUGCCUCAUUGGGAAAAGUCUGCGUUUCUAGGAUCCGUUUCCUUCAGGGAUCCAGGUAAAGGGAUUAGGUGCCACCUCGUCAGCCUCUCCGCUCCGCUCCACAACUAGCUGUUGGACCUUGGUCCUCUAGGGGCUUGUGCCGGCCCUGAUCCAGAAAAGCUCUUACGCGCCUGCUGGACUUCAGGCAUCGCCUUGGUGACGCCGAAGGGGUUACUCGCUGCUCCAAGUCAAGCAGGUGCAUCACAGCGGUGCUUUGGAUCAGGGCCAGAGCGCACAGCCGGUGUAAAGCAGAGCUGUCCGCACGGCCAGCCUGCUUCCUUUGGGUCCUGCUUCAGCAAAGCGCGUGGUCGAGGCUCGCGGGCGGUAAGGGGACUUCAGCCAACGCUUUACAGUUUAGGUUUGAGAGCUGUGUGGAUGGGGCUGGGGGCAGCAGGGGGAAGGCAGUGCGUGUGGAUGUGUCGUUGCUUGACACCCGUAGCCUGUAGGUAACGAUACGCUUGCCCUCGCUGGCUGGAAUUCUCCAGGCGUAACCCGAGGGGCAGCAAAAGGUGCGAUUCCGGCUUGUAGGCUUCGGAGGCAAAAAACAGGUUUUGCAUCGCGAGACUGAACGGUAAAGCUACCUGAAUUCUACUUCCCAUCCCCAGUCCAGAGCACCCUCCCGCUCCCUGUGCCUCUUUUAUUCCCUCUGAUCUGGACCUACAUGAGAGGGAAUUAGGUUCCCAACUCCCAUUGACUUGCCCCUAAUUCCAUCUGGCCUCUUUGGAAAUCCCAGGCUUAAACUGAAUCUGUGGCACAACUGAUGCUGCACCAUUGAGGGAGGGGAGAGAGAGGGUCCCGCUUGCAGUUACCUGCAACUUGGCGUCAUCACAAGGGACCGGCUGGCCUGUUACACUUGGUCUGUUUUGUAUUUUUCUCGUGUGUUUGUUUAAUUUCUCGGUGGAGGAAAUUAACGUUGAUGACUCCUCUGCUUCCCCACCCCAUCCCCUCCCAGGGAACCCUGUUCCCAGGGGCUUACAGUACAAUUCUCUCCCUGUAAUUAGGUCCAGGGAGCAUAAUUUAAUGAGCUCUGCGCUGUGUGCCGUGUUCCUGACGUGAGUGCGGGGGCGGGGUUAUUCUGGAGGAGAAACUCCAUUUUAGAGACAAUCGAGGGCUUGCUGCAGAAUUCAUCUGAGGAGCCUAAAACAUCCCCAGCUGGGAAGUCCCCUGCAAGGUGCUGAGUGCCGUUAACUCCCACCGAAGCAGCUGCAUGUUGGACGUGCCCAGCACUUCUCAGGAUCGGGCCUUAAGCGUGUGUCCUGCCGUAGCCAUGCGUUUCCUCUGCCCUGUCCUGUGGCACCCGAGCAUCCUUACCUGCAUAAUAGUCCUAAAGGGCCUGAUGCUGAUUCUCAGCUGCUGUCAUUUUCGCUUCACGCCCACCCUCUGCGCUGGUGUAAGUGCUCUUGCACUGGUGAAAAUCUGUGCAAAGGGCAAAGCAAUGGACUGGAGACCCAAAGCCUCCCAGCUUGGCCUCUCUUGCAAACAACGGGGGUGGGGCGCUCUGGAUUUUUUUAAACAACCUCUUUUCCUGCUGAUUUUUGUGCUUUUCCAUUUGAUAAACCGGCUCCCAACCUCCCCAGCCUGUUUUUCUAGUCACAAGCCACUCUGACUGCCUCCAGCUCCCUGACCCUGCAUUCUGCCAGCAGCUACCCAGCCUGUUAGCUCGCUGCUCUGCUGGAAACCAGCACAGAGAAUCUCGUACUACAAUGUAGAAUCCAGAUUGUACACAUGCCCUCUCCGUCCCCCCGCUUCUUUCGCCAGAUUCUAGAUACUUGUGACACCUCAUCGUCCGCUCAGGGCUGAAACAGCAAACUGGUUCUUCGUAGGUUUCGUUUCUUUUCUUUUUUUUUGGACAGGUGAAGAAAAUAACCAGAAAAAUCAGGUGUACUAGAUAAAAGUCAAUGAGGUUCCUGCUUUCCAUCUUUCUGCACCAUUUUCUGUCUGGGUCGGCCGUAGCAUGCAGGGGGGCGGAACUCUUUCCUGAUGUCUCCUACGGUGUCGCUGGCGAAAAGCAGAUGUCAGGACUAGAUAUUGUCAGACGGGCUCAGUGCUCUUUUGCGGCACUGAAAUAAGUGGGCAGAUUGUCAAAGGAAUCCAGCAGGUUGGGUCGUGAGCGUUUUGUGAAAACUGAUCCGAGGUGUCCCAAUAGAAGCUGAGCACUCGUGCUGUUCUAGCCCCGGUGGCGGGCAUUGAGCAUUGAAAAUGUGGCCCCAUACCCCAAGAUUUUUCCUUCUCAGGCCUUUGGUGCUCCCUGUGCUGCUAGGCGGACGAGGGUGGGAGCGCUGCCAUGAAACAUAUUGUUGCAGUGAUAUUUUUAGAGUGUGCACUGGGAUUGGGUUUUUUUUUUUUAAUUCUCCACACUGAAUGUUAAAGAGACACCCUGGGCUCUCCGCAUAGCUGUCUGAACAAGUUCCCCUGGCGUUGCUGCCGCUAACCUGUUGCUCCCUGAAGGAGAUUAGAGACAGGACAAAAUCCCUCUGGGUUAUUUUUAGUUUGUUUUCCUCUGUGCAUCUGACAGCGCUUUGUGUGUGGUCAGUUUCACUGUUUUCCCCCCUCUGCGGGGCCUGAGCCAAAGCCCACUUCAGUUUCCACUGACUUUGGUCAAGCCCCUAGCGCCUCAGUUUCCCUUCCUCAGAGUGGAUCUUAAGGGGAUUGGGAAAGCAGGGAAAUUGGCAGAGGGACUGCAGAGCAGGUGCAAAACCCUCCUGCUGCCUCCAGGUCAUUGAAAUUGACAAGAUCUCAAGCUGAUUGGGUCCCUCCAUAAACGGUCCCUUAAAGCUCCCCUGAGUGGCUUCCUGAAACCAAGUGGUCACUGAACCCAGGUAUUCGUGCCAGCAGACCCACCUCCCAUCUAGCUGGGAUCUAGCCAGGAUCUCCCUCUCAUGGAAACAGCAGGAUGGUCGUGACCCCUAGGUUUUGUCAUAUACGGUAAUUCUUCCUCUGGGGGUGGGGCAGGGAAUGUUGAAGCUGUAACACGUUCUCUAGGCCAGGAUGGUUUGUACCAAUAUCAUUAUGGCAGUUAGGAGUAUGACUUAUUACCAUUAUAGCUAUACCAGUACAGCUCCUAGUGUGGCUACAGUAAAGCCAGUAUAAAGGUGACCAGUAGAGUUAUUUCCCUUCUCCUACAGCAAGAGCACCUUCUUUCUACCUGUGUAACUGCGUCCCCACUAGUGGGGUUAUGCUGCUUUAACUAUACCUGUCUACCUGGGGCGGGAGGAUCCCCGAAGCUGCUUAAACGUGAUGCAGAAAGAGGCUGGAUUUAAUCCUGUUAAAUGUUAAAAGCUCUGUGGUUCAAGCGUUAAUCAGCUUUGUCAGGCAGAGGGAGAGGGCACCCUCUGGGGUGGAGUGGAGAUUUGUCCUCUUUCCCGGCCUUACACUUGAGAGUGGGCUCCUCUCUUUUCCCUGGGGAAAUGUGACCGCUACGGUGCAUGUAUCCGCUUUGCAGGGUACAUACCUGUGAUGCACGGGGUCCUGUUGAGCCCUGGGAUAAGUGGGUGCAGCCCCUGUUGAUUUCAGUGGGCUUGGCAUUUGCUUAGGCCACGGCUGACGUUGGUCUCCAGUGCCUGCCGCGGAAGAAAAGCGGCUGCUCCCGGGUGGCGGGAGAGCAUCGUUGUGAGUGUUGUGAGCUGUGUUCCGCUAAGUGGGAUGCUGACGUUGCUGAGCCAGCCAGAGGGGAAUGCUGGGGGUUCCCUGUUCCCAACUAACCAGGCCUGGAUCUGCUCCAUUACAGCCCUGCAUGCCGAGCCAUGGGGCCUCACUGCUCAGCUGGGGACCCGUUUGGCAAUCCUCACUGCCUGUUGGUCGCACCCAUGCCAGUAACCCCCCAGUAAAAACAGGGCCUGGCUUGGCUACUCCUUUAUUUCCCUGACUGCUGAGAUCCUGGGAGGAGGUUGUGCCUUUCUGGGAGGUGCCCAGGCUUCUCAGGUGGCCGAAGGCAUCUUGGCCUCCCGGAGAAUCUGGCUAGAAAUGCGCUCUCUGUUUAGACUUGUCACUCAAGUGCCCCUUUGACCUUAGAGGCCAGGGGACGUGUAUCCUCAUCAAGCCGCUCCCCUCUGUUUCGUCCAGCCCGGCCGUUGCAUCUUUUCUUUUUAACCAGGCAGCUGUUUUGUAUUUACAAAAACUCUCCCCGAUCUCUAGGUUAAUGAUGCUGCGGUAGCUCCUUCUGGAGCACCCGGGAUCAAACCCAUUGACGCCAACUCUCCCAUUGACUCGGAGCGAGCCAGAUUUAUGUGCCUUGGUCGGCUGGGCUGCCAAUUGCUUGUUGAUGCUCUCAGUGGCAAUUAGCAUCUCACUCCCUGGCCCCUUCUCCCCGCAUGGCUGCUAGAUUCCUGGCAUGACCGUCCCUCCGUAGGCAGCACAGCAACGAGUCAGACCGCCAGUGGCUUCUAUACCAAGAGCCAGGUGGGCACGAUCGCCAAGGAGCGCCCUUUUUAAUGCCCUAUGGGACAGCUCCUGCAGAGAAUCCAAGCUAGCGUCCAUCGCUCUCUGCCGCCGCUCUAGCGGGGAGAAUAGGGAGCGAGGGGAUUUGGUGAGCGAGGACCAGCUGUAGCAGCAGGCCAUCGGCGAUACAAGCUCCCGUCAUGGAGAAAGCAGGGUGUUUUUAUAGAGGGAGGGCUCACUCGACUUUCUCAGCCAGCCGCCAGAAUCCAUUGAAGUCAACGGCACAGCUCCCACUGACUGCAGGGGGCUUUGGAUGGAGCCUGGUGCCACUUGUGAUUAUAGAUCUCUGUACUUUAACAGACUGUUUCGGAGUGCUCCCCUCUUGUCCUGUGCAGACGCACAGAAAGUUACGGCCCUUUGCCCCAUUGCCGUUUUCCUCCCCUGCCUGCUAGCCCCAAACGCCUUCUGGUUCCUUUUGCUGCGUCAUGGUUUUGGAAGCCGCCCUGGGCUGCUGCCCUCGGAGCUCCAUUUUCAUGGAGCCCGGGCAGCUUUGAACGGGGAACUGCCAAGCUAAAGUGAAAAGUGGAGCUCAGCCCAGAGAUAGGAGCUGGCUGCUCCCCGCUAGCCGGCACCGUAACACGGGGCUUCAUCCCUCCUGCGGAAACCUUCCAGCACUUCCUGGGUCUCGCCUCGGUCCGCCCCAGUCACCCAAGCCCUUUGAUGUGCUUGGCUGAAUCAGGGGCUGGGUGUGUUUGCUGGUGUCCGAUGUCACAGAGCGAUGCGGCCUCAAGCAAACCAAGAGCCACCCCUGUAGCCUGACAAACGGGACCGAUUUCUAGAGUGUUCAGUUCCCCUUCCAGCUGGGCAGUUCGCUCUUUACGCUCCUGCCGUGGAAUUGACCCUGCACGCUGGGACCAGCAACCCUGCUAACCCGCAGCCAACGUUCAGUAUGCAACUCAGGCGAGAUCAAAGAUCCCGAAACCCUCUCUCGGUAGUUAGAUAAAACUAAGGGUUUUCCCCUCUCCCACCUCCUCAAUGCCAAAACCUGUAGCUAGAGAAGACUUAUGAGCACAGACCGUACAUUUGACUUCAUCGCUGAGGGGAUCUGUGGCUGUUCUCAGCCCGUGUUGGGUGCAGGACCAGUGAGGUGGCAUCUCUGCUCUCCAGACGCCCUAGCCAGUCAGGCCCUUGAGACUUGGCUCUGUGCCUGGCCUGGAAACGUAUCCUGUCUCAGAACGAAGGCGUUGCUCGCCUUGUAUAAGGAGCCUUAGAAAGCGGGGUGGGUUGGGGGUGGGAGAAAUUCUAUGUCAAAUUCUAUAUCUCGUGUGUGUUUUGAGUGUGCGUAUAAAGCAAAACCAACCAACCUUCGGGGUAAAACGUGUUUCUUAUGCAAUCUGGGCUCUCGGAGCAAGAGCAGGAUUGUAACUCAGGGGAAAAAGACCCGCUGGAUCUGAUUGUACUGGGUAUGGGGGGGGUGGGGGGGAGAAGGGGCAGGGCAGGAUUUGCUUGCUGUGUCAUUUAUUUUAAGUUCCAGUUAUUUGGGGGGCGGGGGGAAAGGAGGUGUGAUUUCUUAGCCCUGAUUUUUUUUAUCCAGGAGAAACUUGCCUUAAAGUUGCCCAGCACGGCGGGUGGGUGACCUGGGUUUCUCCCCAGUGCUGGCUCCGUAGGAGAGGCAGCUUUGCUAGCGUUGCUUCCAGCUUGUCUCUGCCCUGCUCUCGCUGCAGGAGGCUGUGCGGCCGCAAGGAAACCUGGACCCGAGCACUACUGAGAUACUUGACUUCAGAAAGGGCUGCGUGCAUCUUUGUGGGCCUGCUGCCUCGGGGCUGCGUGGGUGUGUGCCCGAGGGAGAUCCCGAGGGGGACCCUCAAGUUCCACACCGGGGACAGCUAGUGUGUGGAAAGGGCUUGUCUCCCACACUGCCUCGCCGGUGGGCACGCUCUGCCUCUGGGCUGCCCCGGCUUCUACCGGCAGCUAACCCAGGAGCCCCUGAGCAGGCCACACAUCCGGGGGGAACGGGUACAGGGACUGGAGGGGCCUACAGCGCAGACAAGCCACAGGGCACCUCUGCGUGCCAAACACUGGACAACCCAAGAGUCAUUCCCUACCCCAUCCCCUUAACUCUGGUUCGUGGCCCCCAAAUCCCCACUAGCCCGCAGUUCUGCUGAGCCCACCUGCUCACUUCUGAAGGUCUGGCUAGGACGAUGCCGUGGAGCGCUUGCCGCUAGGACUCCAACGUGCUGUUUUAGGGCCAGCCUGACGACCUUCAAAGAGAAAUCCGGCGGGAUGGCCCCCAGAGAACUCUUUUGUCACUGGUUUUUGUGCUGGGGUAGGGGGGUGUUUAGAUUUUUAGUAGGUUUUGCAUUUGUACAGUCCCUGUUUUAUUCCUCUCCUCACCCCCCCACACACCCCCACUAAUUUUUUGGUUGGGUUUUUUGAGUUUUUUUGGGGGGGGGGCAGGGAGAGCAUAUUACAUUCAGCUCUUUAUUCCUUUUUGCAUAUCGAUUUAAAAAAAAAUUCAGUUUCUCUGGGGUGUGAAAGGCAAAAGGAAUGAACACAGCUGCAGACGCAAUUAUACAGCAUGUAGAUCUUAACUCAGGUAAAAAACAAAAACACAAAAAAAAGAAUAAAAACCACAUUCUACCUCUGAUAAUGGCGGGCCUCAGGCUGCCUGUCCUGGGAAUCCCGCGGUGAAAUAUUUCAGUUUUGCAGACAUUCAGGUAUUAAAACGUUGUGAUUAUUAAAUAAAAUAAAAUAAAAACACUGAAAGUUUACAUUUUAUAAUAACAUUAUUAUACAGAUUGUAUUUAAACUUCAGAAUAUUUAAGACAAUUGUAACCCUGUAAAGUUGAUGAAAUAUUAAAAACAAAAACAAAAAUCUGACUUUUAAAA
Chrysemys picta bellii (western painted turtle) is the source of this 11060-nucleotide messenger RNA. RefSeq names its product AT-rich interaction domain 3A (gene ARID3A). Lineage: Eukaryota; Metazoa; Chordata; Testudines; Emydidae. Gene Ontology annotation, molecular function: DNA binding. Gene Ontology annotation, biological process: regulation of transcription by RNA polymerase II. Gene Ontology annotation, cellular component: nucleus. The record is from RefSeq and is a predicted model, not a curated record.